AUGCCAUUUCUCAAGCACGCCGCCGUAAUCGGAACCGUAGCUCUCCCAUGGCUAGGGGCGGCUAUCCCAGCAGGACCAGAGUCACCACCGGCACCGGCUCGAGCACGAGCAGUCGAAUGCGCGCCAGUUCCGUCGGCAGGUAGUUAUCCUACGUGGGAGAAGCUCCCAACCCAGACGACCCUCCCAGACCCCUGGCUGCCGCUAGCGUACACGACGACCGACAGCGAGGGCGGCAGCUCGCCGUCUUUCGCAUCAGACGUGAUGGCCGGCAAGGGCAAGAACCGGAUCCAGACGCCCGAGGAGUGGUACCAGUGCCGGCAGCCUGAGAUAUUGCAGAUGCUGCAAGAGUACCAAUACGGCUACUACCCAGACCACUCGCAAGAAACCGUCAAAGCAACGCGGAGCGGCAACACAGUGAACAUCGAGGUGACAGCGGGUGGCAAGACGGGGAAAUUCAGCGCGACGCUAGCGCUCCCGUCCACCACCAGUCCCGCACCUGUGGUUAUCAACAUCGGCGGCAUGACGAACCAGCCGUACCUGCAAGCGGGGAUCGCCGUCGUGGGCUUCGACUACACGCGCGUCGCGCCCGACAGCAAUGCGAAGACGGGGGCGUUUUGGGAUAUCUACAAUGGGCGUGAUAUCGGCGCCCUCACAGCCUGGGCCUGGGGCUUCCACCGCGUCCUCGACGCGCUCAACGCCUCGGUGCCCGAGAUCGACCCCACCCGCGUCGGCGUGACGGGGUGCUCGCGGCUCGGCAAAGCCGCGCUCGCCGCCGGCCUGCUCGACGCCCGCAUAACCCUCACCAUGCCCAUGAGCAGCGGCGUGCAAGGGCUCGGCCCCUACCGCUACCACGGCCUGAGCGGGCAGGACGAGACGCUGGAGAACAGCAAGAGCGGCGCGGGGUGGUGGACCGACGCGACGCUGGGCACGUUCGUGGGCCACGCCGAGAGCCUGCCGUACGACGCGCACACGAUCGCCGCGGCGAUCGCGCCGAGGGCGCUGGUGGUGGACCAGGGGACCGGGGACCAGUUCACCAACUCGAAGGGCACGGCGGUCAUUGUGUAUCCGGCGGCCAAGCAGGUGUACGACUGGCUGGGCGUCGGGGAUCAGAUUGCCAUGUCGGUUCGUGGGGGCGGCCAUUGCGAUAUGAGUGGGUUUGUCCUUCCCUUCGUAACCAAGAUCCUCCAGAACCAGACCAUCACCAAGGACUACAACGACCUAGGGAGCUACGGCGGUCCCAUGACGACGGCCUAUCCCUGGGCCACUGCUGUGCCUAAACUAGCAUAG
Molecule: messenger RNA, 1287 nt
Organism: Hypoxylon fragiforme
Lineage: Eukaryota; Fungi; Ascomycota; Sordariomycetes; Xylariales; Hypoxylaceae
Product: carbohydrate esterase family 15 protein
Exons: 4
Coding region: 1-1287 (428 amino acids)
Source: RefSeq, a predicted model, not a curated record